AAUUUACAUCCGUUGCAGUUUAAAAUGUAUGUUCAUUUGGAUUAGUUCGUUUGGAUAUGUCAUCGCGGUUACACGGAUAUUCUUCCACCAUCGUUAGACAUUGUGGAAAGGAUUAAUUUGAAUCUAAUUGAUUAGUGUUUUUCUUUUUUAGGUAAAAAGAUAUAAAUGGAAAUGAUUUAAUUUAUGAGAAGCAGAAUUUUAUGUGUUUCAUUAUAAAAAAAAAUUAAAUUAUCGAGUGCAUCUCUUCGAAACCAAGUGAAAAGUUCAAAAAAGAAGUUAUUGUAUUAUAAUUUUAAACGGAGUUUAAAUGAAAGUGCGAGUAGAAACAUCUAUUCUGUUUAAUGAGCUAACACAUUUUGGAUUAAAAUUUAGAUAAGCAGACCAGCGUUUGAAUGAAUUCGUGAUGAUGGAUCCCCGACUUUUCCUUUUAGUUAUCAUAUCGAUAUGUCAACAAAAAACCAUUUCUGCCGAAUAUCAGCAAAGUUUGGCUUUUACGGACAUCCUGCCAGAGGACACAAAACGUUAUGAUAAAAUGAGACCGCCCAAAAAAGAUGGUCAGGCAACAAUAGUUUUCUUUCACGUUACCGUUAUGGGUUUAGAUUCCAUAGAUGAAAACUCUAUGACAUACGUUGCCGAUGUCUUUUUCGCUCAAACAUGGAAAGAUCAUCGAUUAAGACUUCCCGAGAACAUGACUACCGAAUAUCGUUUGCUGGAAGUUGAUUGGCUUAAAAAUAUGUGGCGUCCUGAUUCUUUCUUUAAGAACGCUAAAUCUGUCACUUUUCAAACAAUGACAAUUCCUAAUCAUUAUAUGUGGUUGUAUAGAGAUAAAACAAUUCUGUAUAUGGUCAAGUUGACGCUGAAAUUAUCUUGCAUCAUGAAUUUCGCUAUAUAUCCUCAUGAUACACAAGAAUGUAAGCUGCAAAUGGAAAGCUUAUCUCACACAACAGAUGAUAUGAUCUUCCAAUGGGAUCCAACAACUCCGCUUGUAGUGGACGAAAAUAUCGAGCUUCCGCAAGUAGCGCUCAUACAUAACGUAACAGCUGAUUGUACGCAAGUCUACUCGACAGGCAAUUUCACCUGCUUAGAGGUUAUAUUCACACUUAAGCGUCGUUUAGUGUACUAUGUUUUUAAUACAUAUAUUCCAACUUGUAUGAUUGUCAUAAUGUCGUGGGUAUCGUUUUGGAUCAAACCAGAAGCAGCUCCAGCCCGAGUGACAUUGGGUGUUACAUCAUUGCUAACACUUUCAACACAACAUGCGAAAUCGCAAGCUUCCCUACCGCCUGUCUCGUAUUUAAAGGCUGUAGAUGCAUUCAUGUCCGUUUGUACGGUUUUCGUGUUCAUGGCUCUAAUGGAAUAUUGCUUAAUAAAUAUAGUUUUAAGUGAUACUCCAAUACCAAAGCCUAUUGCCUAUCCACCCAAACCAGUUCCGGAAGCAGCACCAAAGAAAGAAGAACCACCACCACGCCCCAAAGACGAAAAGAUCGAGAAAAUUGAAAAGAUAUUUGAUGAAAUGACAAAACGAAAAUCCGUUAAUGUUCGUCGUAUCCCUCGCCCCGAUACAUCCGAUGGACCCUGGAUUCCUCGACAGGAGAGUCGCAUUAUAUUAACACCGGGUAUCAUUGCACCUCCCCCACCACCGCCACCAGAAGAAAAGCCAAAGCUUACUCCACAACAAGAACGGCUCAAACGCGCCAUCUACAUUGAUCGAACUGCAAGGGUACUAUUUCCAGCAUUAUUUGCUUUUCUCAAUAUAACCUAUUGGAUAGUAUUUUAUGAAUACUUAUAAGCUCAAAAAACAGCGCAUAAAUAUAUUAAGGCAAUAAUAAAUGUU
Episyrphus balteatus (marmalade hoverfly) is the source of this 1831-nucleotide messenger RNA. RefSeq names its product glycine receptor subunit alpha-2 (gene ort). Gene Ontology annotation, cellular component: synapse; neuron projection; membrane. Gene Ontology annotation, biological process: nervous system process; signal transduction; chloride transmembrane transport. Gene Ontology annotation, molecular function: extracellular ligand-gated monoatomic ion channel activity; chloride channel activity; transmembrane signaling receptor activity. NCBI's taxonomy places the organism in Eukaryota, Metazoa, Arthropoda, Insecta, Diptera, Syrphidae. The transcript has 5 exons. Bases 404 to 1786 code for a protein of 460 amino acids. The record is from RefSeq and is a predicted model, not a curated record.